AUGGGAGUCAAUAUCAAGAAUCCUUCCCAUGCCUUAUCGAUUCCCCAGAACCCGAGACCGGUGGUGCUUUGCCCUCAAUGGCUCUUCCAAGGUCCGGGAGAUGCUCAAGACCGAACAGCAUCCCGCUCCGCUCCGCCCUGGUCCCCGGCGGAGCGCCGUGGGGUCGGAACAAAAGGUCAUCGUCCCCGGCGCGGAGGAGAACAAGGAAGCUAUCCCCGGCGGGGGAGUCCUUGCCUCCUGAAGCGCCGUAAGCGAAGCGAGAACAGUAGCUCCACCACCAAACACCCCUGGACCCCUGAACGGACCCCUAAAUUCAAAUGGGAAAAAUAG
This is a messenger RNA of Neurospora tetrasperma FGSC 2508, 330 nucleotides long. RefSeq lists its product as uncharacterized. Bases 1 to 330 code for a protein of 109 amino acids. The transcript has 5 exons. The record is from RefSeq and is a predicted model, not a curated record. NCBI's taxonomy places the organism in Eukaryota, Fungi, Ascomycota, Sordariomycetes, Sordariales, Sordariaceae.